GCAAAUGAUAAAGGUCUUUGGUGAAUGAACAGUUUAAAAGCUUUUGGGAUGACGAAAUGACAGGUUUCAAAAGGAUACGACAAGGUUUCCGAAAGACGGAGAUACCAGCCGAAUGUAAUUGACAUCCGGUAUAUGUGAGGUAAACUUUCGAUAACACAGUCGGACUUGGUGAUUGGAGUGUCCAUCAAAGUGUCAACUUGAGAUGACGGAUAUAUUCGCUGGGAUCGUAAGGAGUUAUAAAAACCCACAAAGAAGUGGCCACAACGCCAAGAACAUGGCCAUCUGACUGUUAUUUAUAUUGUUCUACAUCAAAACAUGGACAUCUACCAGUUUUGGAUAAUCAAAGAAACACGAUAACAGUUUCUCUCAAGAAAGUUCAACCACAAUCACAGGAACUACCACCAGUGUUCUCGAGGGUAAAAGGCGAAUGAAAAACGGCUUGUUCUAAUCCCAUUUGGAUGAUUGGUGAAUUGAGUAUUAAUUGAACGACAAACCCUCGUUCUAGGAUGGUUACACUCUGCAAAUGCAAGAAACGAUACAACGUAAACCUCAAGAUCCUGUGGAGAUAAAUAUAUUGAUCAGGCAGUCGUCACAACAUCUAUUUAUACGGAUCGCCUGAAGCCAUCUGGUAUUCUGUCCAAACAGUGAUACAACAAUCAUAUCCAUUGCACUGGGAGCAUGAAAAAUUAAUGCAUGUGUAGCGGUGGAGUGAAAAUAGUUUAGGCGCACCGGACACGCUGCACGAGGGACACGAGAUAUACAUGCGUCUAAAAAUACAGUCACUCACCUGUUAUACUGCACGAGGAGCAUGAAGUGUACAUACAUUGUGUAACAGUGGCGUGAACAAACAUCGGUAUAUUGCACGAAGCACAUGAUAUAUCCGUGUAGACCAUAUCGCUGAUACAUUGACUUGACAAGGAUAUUAGAUGGACACGAAAUCCUCGUGCAUCCUGUGAUUGUGUUGGAAAGUAAGCAUAUCGCCAGAUACCGAAAGUCUAUUUCCCUGGGAAUUUUACUAUAUCGUCCAGUUUGAAUAAACAACAAUGCAAUGAACAUCUGAAUCAGGACAUUACAACUCUGUAUUUACAAAGAAGUGGCUUCAGUUAUCUUAGUCCCGCCCCCUGGUGGAAGAUAAAGGAACACACGAAGCUACUUCAAUCACAAUGUAUUGACCCAUACCUGGCCGGGAACGAGAUGUCUUCUUGUGCGUUCCCUAGGAGUGAUAGACGCAGGCCACUUCCCACACCCCUCUCGCAGACGACACUUUACAAGCAGACGACAUCCGGUCUCCUUUCUCGUGAUAACACCCCUAACUCGGUCACUCCAGAACUGUUACUCGUUCCUUCCCCAGCGAUAUCCUGAUCGCCAUGUGCCUGGUGUGGAAAACUCUUCGUCUGUUGUUGCUAUGGAUACUUUACCCUCCUCCUUCCAACCCAUGGGGGUGCAGAGGUCAGAUGCCACCCACAAUGGUCAACUCGACCGUUCCAUGUCCGAAGAAAUGUGUCUGCACGGAGUCGAACCCAGAGUCGAACCUCAUGGUGGUGUGCAUCGGCCAAAACCUGACUGCUGUGCCACCAAAUCUCAGCCGACACACAACCCAUUUAGACCUUGGAAUGAAUAACAUCAGUCAACUGCCAGAAACCAUCUUCCGGAAGCUGGAAUCCUUGAAAGAGCUGCGUCUGGCAAGCAAUCACCUCAAGAAGCUCCCUCGGCGCCUCUUCCGCAACGUCCGCCACCUCCAGACGCUAUGGCUUCAAGGUAACCAGUUCAAGGUUGUGCCGCGCAAAGCGAUUCAGAGUCUGGACCGUCUCACCGAACUGAAGUUGGAGACGAAUCAGAUCGAAGUUGUGCCCCCUGAUUCCUUCCGGAACAUGCACAGUUUGAGCAAACUGUGGCUUGAUACCAACAAACUGAAGACUGUCCCAGUUGCAGCCCUCAGCCAUCUACCCUCCCUCGCAGCCAUAAAUCUGAACGAGAAUGAAAUAAAGAAGCUGCCUUCCCAUGCAUUCGCGAACAGCACCAAGCUAAGUAUCCUACUCUUGGCAGACAACCUGAUUGAAGAUGUCAACGAUGACGCGUUCGUGGGACUCUCCGAUUUAAAGAUAUUAGACUUCCAGGGGAACAGAAUGAAGCACGUCCCCGUGGCUUUCAGGUCACUGACUGCCCUGGAAGAGCUCAACAUCGACGACAACCGGCUGGAGUAUCUACCCGACUACUGCUUCAGCGACAACAGGGAGAUGAAGAUGCUGCAGCUGAAGGGGAACCCCAUCACCGACGUCGGCAUCCACGCCUUCAACCAUCUACCUCGACUCGGGAAAAUCACAUUAUCUGAGGCACGUGACAUGACGGAGUUUCCCGAACUGAAGAACACCCAACGUCUGGAAUCCCUUCGGUUUGACCGUGCAAGUAUCAAGGUCAUCCCAAACAACCUUUGUCCCAGGCUGAAAAUACUGAAGAGUCUGGAUGUACAUUCAAAUCGUGUUUCCGAGAUUCCAAAUCUCUCCAACUGCUCCCAUCUGCUCAGUCUUAACCUUGGCAACAACGAGAUAACUAGUCUCCAGGGCAAACCAUUCCGUGGCCUCCGUCAGCUGACAGACCUUGUGUUGGUUCACAACUACAUUACAUAUAUACCUGCAGAUGCAUUCACUGGCCUUCAACGAUUGAUGUACCUAGACCUGGCGUUUAACAGAAUCACAGAGAUCCACAUGGAGGCCUUCAUCCCCCUCAACUCUCUGGAGGACCUCGAUGAACUGCAAUUACAAGAUAUCCAUUUGGGGAAAAAGAGGAAACGUGGGGAGAAUCACAUCCCCGUGUUGCCGACGGAAGGACUGAGAAACCUGACAAAGCUGAAGACCUACCACAACACUGAGCUCAGAGAGUUCCCGCCCAAGGAAACAUUCCCCAAGAUCGAGCUUCUCAUCUUGUCAUACGCCUAUCACUGCUGUGACUUUCUUGAAACUGAGACCGACCACAGUCAGGUGGAACUGAAGGAGGACAUCGUGUGGCUGAAGACAGGGAACAUCAACAUGGGAGCGUGGGACCCGACUGACGGCAACAGAACCUUCUGGAACAGCUUGCACAACAACAACAUCUACUUGGGCACCGACGACACCUUCGACGUUGCUCAGUACAGUGAUUACGAUGUGUGGCCGUAUAACGCUUCAAUCAACACCGACACCUACCUACAGAACUACAAACCUGAAGAAUUCGACUUUGACCUUGGCUUAACGAAACCACCUAUCACAUGCAAGCCAAAACCAGGUCCGUUCAUGCCCUGUGAUGACCUGUUUGGGUGGUGGUCACUGAGAUGCGGUGUGUGGUUUGUGUUCAUGUUGGCCGUGCUGGGCAACGGCGUGGUCCUUUUUGUGUCUGUAACCAGCAGAUCCAAGAUGGACGUCCCGCGUUUCCUCAUCUGUAAUUUGGCUUGCGCUGAUUUCUUCAUGGGGAUCUACCUGGGCUUCCUGGCUAUAGUGGACGCUUCAACCCUGGGUGAAUUUAAGAAGCACGCUAUCUGGUGGCAGUUGAGUCCUGGCUGCGUUAUAGCGGGGUUCCUGGGGGUUCUGUCGAGCGAACUGAGCGUCUUCACCUUGACGGUAAUCACCAUGGAGAGGUUCUACGCCAUCACACACGCUAUGCAGCUCAACAAGCGACUCUCUCUGCGACAUGCCAGUUACAUCAUGCUUGUUGGAUGGUGUUUCUCCAUCCUGAUCGCCAGCUUGCCCAUCUUCGGCAUCAGUGACUUCAGGAAGUUUGCAGUGUGUCUGCCGUUUGAGAUCAGCGGAGUCGUGUCUAAGGGAUAUGUCUGCUUCAUCAUGAUAUUCAACGGCAUCUCCUUCUUCAUCAUCCUGAGCUGCUACUUCAUCAUGUAUCUCUCCAUCCGCGACUCCCAGGCUUGGAACUCCAACGACAUGCGAGUGGCAAAGAGGAUGGCUCUUCUCGUCUUCACCGACUUCGUCUGCUGGGCACCGAUCGCCUUCCUCUCCUUAGCAGCGGCCUUCGGGAAAAACCUCAUCCAUUUAAACGAGGCAAAGGUCCUCACCAUCUUUAUCCUUCCUCUCAACAGCUGUGCAAACCCCUUCCUGUACGCCAUCUUUACGAAACAGUUCAAGAAGGACUGUGUUCUUUUGUGUCGACGUCUGGAGGAUUCAUCCAUAGCUCGCCACUUCUCCAGAGUGAGCAACAGACAUGGAAGCUCCUGGGUGCCCUCGAGACGUCCUUCAGGGCUGAACAGUCUAGUUCCAGGGGAGAAGCGGGGCAGUAACAGCAACUCAAUGAGCAUCGGGAGCCAGUAUGGUGGCUUAAUCAACUACCACUCCGAGUCCAACAAUGUCAAGAGCGACUCGGAGAGGAGUGAAUGUGAUAACAAACAGAACACUAAGCCAUUUUCAGCCAAGGAUUGCCCCUACUGCAAAUGCCGAAGCGUUAAGGGCCAUAAGACCAAGAGAAACAAUAAGAAAAAUGUUGAACACAGGAAGCAUGGUUCUGGCAGAACUGAUGCCGACUCUCACAUCAUCCUGCACCAAGAGUUUUGUUCCAAGGACAAGAUGGAUGAUCUGAACUGCACCACAGAGUCAUACUUGACGUACGAUGAAGAGGACAAUCACCACCGGGCAGUUUGGAUCAAGCAGUCAGGGACUGUGUGUGUUGAUGCUUCGUGUUCAUGUUACGCUCAAAAGACCGUUCCUCCGCUCAAAGGGCAGAUAACUCUUCCAGUUGUCGCUUUUCAAGGUCAUCAAGAAAAAGUCAGUUUUCAUUCUCACCGAUCCAAAAGUCAGAAAAAGACACUCUGGACGCAAAACAUCCCUUGUUGUAGUACCGAGUCGAGUCCUAUAGAUACAGACAAGCAUUGUGACUAUGAUGCGGUUCUCAUGCCAGAAAACUCCAAUGGGUCAUCAGACAGGUGUAUGCAGUGCUGUAGCGGAGUGUCCACUAAUUCCCGAUCCAAAUCCGCGGGAGUCUGUGUGGAAAAGCUAACCCAGUCACAGUUUGACAUCCAGCUGGUGAUAGAGGACGGGUCGCACAUGCGCAGUUCGUCUAAAAAGAGACGGAAAUCGGAAGAGGAAAAACACGGCGAAGCCGCCGAAUCUAGUUUUGUUGAACUCAAAGCCAAACCGUCUUGUCCCGUAAUGGAACAACAAGAACAAACUGGUGAUACUUUGUGUGUUAGAAAACGUAAAAAAGAAAAGAUAGACAAAAAUGUGCAUCUUAGGUUUUUCACACAGUCUCUUGCAGAACACGAUUUUAUUCAGUCAUCGGUGGGGCGGUCCAACAGUCUUGUUGAGCUGACACAGCCACAACUCACCGACCUGUACCGACCCCCCUGUAAGAGACUAAGCCUGACCCCGGGGCAGGAGGGAUACAUGCUGCUUAAUAACACUAACAGAGACUCGGCAUUCGUGGACGACGACGACGAAUAUUAUGCAGACGGUAACUUUUUUGACCGGAAGUCCCGGAAGUACGAUUCCGGUUUGGUGAAGCGCCGCCAGACGGCGGAUGACGCGGCUGAAGAAGAGGAAACAGCGCAGUUAUUGUUUAGUUCGACUGAUAAAGUCUUAGGCAGCAAUGAGAGUGAAGCACUUAAAAGCUCUGUACAAAAUGUGUCAAGUUUAAAGAGCUGUGAUAAAGAAAGCGGUUUCGUAUCGGAGCUGUAGACAGAAUUCCAGUUCUUUUACUGGAUGAAUGACGGUUUCAAACCGAAAUAACAGAACGAUAUAUAUAUUGAUACAAGUACACACUUGGACAAAAAUGAGCACCGGUUAGUGUUCCUAGAUAUUUCUAUAUAUAAAAAUCACAUUGUAUGGUUUU
This is a messenger RNA of Haliotis rubra (blacklip abalone), 5805 nucleotides long. RefSeq names its product leucine-rich repeat-containing G-protein coupled receptor 5-like. Bases 1368 to 5651 code for a protein of 1427 amino acids. Gene Ontology annotation, biological process: G protein-coupled receptor signaling pathway. The transcript is spliced from 23 exons. The record is from RefSeq and is a predicted model, not a curated record. Gene Ontology annotation, molecular function: G protein-coupled receptor activity; protein-hormone receptor activity; protein binding. Lineage: Eukaryota; Metazoa; Mollusca; Gastropoda; Lepetellida; Haliotidae. Gene Ontology annotation, cellular component: membrane.